AUGACUCAUCCGUAUGAAGAGAUGAAGGAAAUGAAGAAGCUGAAGGAACACUACGACAUGUUAUGGUUCAUUUGCUCUGCCCAAUAUGGAAUUCCUACCCGUUGCCCAUGUGGUGGUGAAAUAAAGACGGAUGUUUCUCCAAUUCCGAAGUACAAAUCAUAUUUCGAUACCUUGCCAUGGAGUAGGUACUUCACUUGCGAGAAGUACGAGGACGAUGGGAUGCACUUCCGUCAGCCAUGGGCUUUCGGUGUAGAGGAAGAACUGCAGCGCCUAAGGACGGAGGUGAAGAAUAUGACCGAAGAGAUUGUUAAGCUUAAGAUACUUAUUACCUCCAGUUCCCGUCCAUGA
This is a messenger RNA of Eruca vesicaria subsp. sativa (arugula), 348 nucleotides long. The record is from the annotation of a GenBank genome assembly. Lineage: Eukaryota; Viridiplantae; Streptophyta; Magnoliopsida; Brassicales; Brassicaceae.